This is a messenger RNA of Xyrichtys novacula (pearly razorfish), 345 nucleotides long. The record is from the annotation of a GenBank genome assembly. Lineage: Eukaryota; Metazoa; Chordata; Actinopteri; Labriformes; Labridae.
AUGGCGUACCGGCGUCUCUACCAUGUCACGACACCGUGUGUGAAGUGUGAAGUGGUUUCUCACAGUGCAAAUCAGGGGAGAACGGCGACACAUUCAUCACAGAUUUUGAGAUACCCGUCUGAGCAGCCGCGUAAUCGUUGCGCUCGCACAUGCACAAAGGGUCAUGUGGGACGUAGGACCGCCCGAGAGAGCAUCACUGCCCGCUGUGCCUGCGAAGUCACACCAGAGUCACAAUCUGUGCCGCUUCUGCUCGGCGAGGCGUCGGCGGGCCGAGACAGAUGGGAGAGAGAGAGUGUCAUCUGGUCACACGGUGGCGAAGAGGGCGACAGGGCGACCUUUGUGUAA